CGGUAAUGUCAAAGUCGAACGCAAAAUACAAAAGUUACGUCAAACAAAAUCCAAUGAUGUGAGAACACAAGAAACAGAAGUUCAUUAUCAUUUAUAGAACAAUGAAGUAAUAGAUAAUUUCUUAAAGAAAAAUACCUACAAUAUGGAAAGCGUUAAGAAUUUCUCGGUGUCUCUAAUUAAAGGUUUUAUAGAUAGCCUGAGAGGGGUGACAGUCUUGUUAUACUUGGAUAAGGAGAUCAACGAGAAGGCCUUGAGUCGGUCGCCCCACAAAGAUGCAGAGGGUAAACAAAAACAGAAAGCGCCCAAAGUUCAGCACUGGCUAGCAAUAAUCUUCGAGUGGUUUGCUAGUAGAGGUGUUACGGAGGUGAAGAAGUGUGUAUCAGAACCGGAUUCAGAACCAGAUUCAGAACCGGAAUUAGAUUUGAUUUAUGUGAAUUGGAAACAGAGGGAAUCAAAAGUACUUACUAGGGUAUUGCAGUCAUGCAUAUUAAACGGCUUUAUAUUCUUACUCAGUAUAUUAGUAUUUGAAUAUGUGUUGCUACCUUCAAUGAAGUACUUAGUAACGGUUGUGUUUGGUCACAAUCCUGGUGUGGCGCACAAUGUGUGGGGCUGGAUGCAGCCGUUCCUGUCCAUGACUUUCCGGAUGAUAUGGGUGCUGCCAUUGUUCCUAUUGAGCAAGCUGGUUAAUAGCUUGUGGUUCCAGGAUAUAGCUGACUCGGCCUACAGACACCGGCGCGGGCGGCCGCAGUUUAUGUCGAGUGUCAGCAAGAUCAUUGCCGACUCCUUGUUCAGCAUAUUGGUGCAAGCUUUAUUUCUAGUUCAGAGUAUGCUAGUCAGUAUGUUACCUAUCACAUACAUCGGGGAGCUCUUAUGCCUCGUUCACAUGUGCCUGCUGUACUCGCUGUACUCGUUUGAGUACAAGUGGUUCAACAUGGGCUGGGAGCUGCACAAGCGGCUCACGUUCAUCGAGACCAACUGGCCGUACUUCCUCGGGUUCGGGCUGCCGCUGGCGGUGCUCACGCAGAUACCUCACUCUUAUAUCAUAAGUGGAUGUGUGUUCUCUAUUUUCUUCCCGGUGUUCAUAUUGAGCGGCAAUGAAGCGACACCUGUUAUUGGAAGUGAGUACCCCCUACGUCUGUUUUCUCCAGUGGUGGCGAUCUCCAACGGGAUGUUCCGUUUCGUGCGGCAAGGGGCCGAGGCCGUCACACAGCGGAAUAGGUGAUCUUUAACCAUUUAGGGUUAACCUUUUGACCGAUGUCGUUUGUAAGCAGUGUUGGGAAGGGUAAAGCAUAGCAAAGAUUCAUUGGAUGUGUAAAAUCUGAGACGAGAAUUCCUGCUUCGAAGUUGACAGCUAAAUGUAGCGCUCCGUACAUUAUGCGAUAACGGGUCUCCCUCGCAAUCCCUAAUAACUUUUGUCCUAAAAUCACUUGCCCAAACCGUUUUGUCCCAACGGGUACUAAGCUCUAGUCUGAGGUUUAAAAAAAAAUAUUACUCAUAAGAAUUAAUUUACAACACUCAUUUGCCACAAUGUAAUGAUUUUUCUAAACGUUUUUGCUAAUCCUAAUCCUAAGUUUAUUAGCCAUAAUAUCAGGUUUUAUAAAAAAAAAACGUGUGACCUAUAAUUCCUUGGCAUAGACAUUUCGUCCUAAUUCUGCGGCUUCCAUGAACACGAACUGUUGCCAGAAAAGUCGGUUAAUUAGGUUAGGUUCGAACUCCGACCUCCGCGAAAAUGAACUGUUACCAGAAAAGUGGAUUAGGUUAGAACUGCGACAUCCACGAAAACAAACUGUUGCCAGAAAAGUGGGUUAAGUUAGAUUAGAAUUACGUUGCCCACGAAACCUGUUGUCUGAAAAUUAAAUUACAUUUUCUCAAGAUAACCUUUUUUGUAUAUUAGGACAAAUGAUCUUUAUGACAAAUUGCUGUUACGGAAUAAGGACAUGAAGAUAUUGUAAAUAAUAUUAGGGAAUGCAAAUAUAGGAGAAUUUUUUUAGCAAUCCCGAUCGAUCUACUACUAUAGGAUCUAUCCUGCGGUAACUUUGAUUGUCAAAAGUUGACGAUUGGCAGUUCAGUUACUACAAAACAUAUAGCGCUGUACAGCGCCAUCUUCUUUAGCUGUCAAACUCGGAGCACAAUUUUUUCUUAGACUAUUUACGUAUAUUACAAUCAUUGAAUCUUUGACCAUAGUUAGCAACAGGAGUAAGUAAUUAAAAAAAGGCAUAGACAGACUGCCGAGAUAACGCGACAGUGUCUGACUGCGCCACAAGUGUUCCGCUUUUACCAAAUUUAGUACGUAACACUAAAAAAACGUUAUUAUUAAAUAGAUAAAUAAAAAGUAGGUUCACUCAGUUUGAUCUACUUUUGAGUUGAGCAGGUGUCUGACCGGCAGCGAUCAGCGAGUAGUGAUAUAUGCUAGUUUUUUUUUUCUACGGGGUGAAUGUUUUAUCUUUGAAAUAAUUAAUAUGUGCAUCUUUUUUAUUUCCACGGCAUCUAAACUUUCAUGUACGUUUUAUGCACAAAAAAAUAGUCGAUCGCUACUCGCCUUCUCGCUGCCAUUCGGACAGCUAGCCAAGUCGUUAUUGUACCUAUAUUCAAAAAGGCUUGCUUGGAUUCAGCACUGGUUCUGAGCGGCAUUGCUUGUAGUAUACACGCAGGUUCAAUAGUUUACAUAAGGCUCGCUAUUCACUAUUUUGCUUGGCGUUCGAAACGUUAAUGCUAAUAAACUAAGGCUAAUGGCAACCUUUGUGUAACUUUUUGACAUCGUAGCACGUAGUGUUAGUAACUAUCAUAAUUCAUGAGAUAAUACUUAGAUUGGUGCUAGAUAAUUCUUUAGUAGUUUUGGUUUACGCAAAGUAGAACAUUGAAUAAUUAAAGUUACGAAGUCCAGAGGGACUUUUGGUAAGGUAAAGAAUUACCUUACCAAAAACUUGAAAAUAAAAGUUGUAGAUGUACAUCCGAUGUAUGAAAAAAUAGAUGCAUAUAUGUAACGUUGACCGACUGUUCACACUGCCAGUUAGAACUUUUUCUAAAAGAGAACAUAUACUUGCGAAAAAAAUACUCACCCGUACUCGCUUUUGUCUAACUAUCGGCGGCGGGACGGUUGCUUUAAAACACCUUACGGCUUACAUGUUAAAAUGUGCCAUUUUCAACCAAAAGGCUACUUAUUGUCGCUUGUCAGUAAGGCGCUAUUUCCAUAUAGCAUCAAUUAGAAAUCAACCUUAUCGACAAGCGACAAUGUGGUACCUUUUGGUUGAAAACGUCACAAAUAUGUAAUUUGGCCGCAGGGCACGCCAAUUCCAUUAACAUAUACUCCCUUUUUCGAUAGCCGGGUAAUUAUCAUAAAGACUUUGAUAUUAGUUUGAUCCUAACAAUAUUUCGCUUAAUAUAACGUGGUUAUGUCCUAUUCUCAAAUGCUCGUGGUUAAAAGGUUAAACAAAAUGUGCCGUAAUGACAAGGGAAAGGAUGCCAACAGUUGGCCAAAAACAUUUUGCGUGAUUUACUAUGUACAUACGUAUGUAUUAUGUUUAGUGAUGUAUCGGCGUUACAGGGUUAUGCUUGUACAGUGCUUUGUGUCAUAUUAUAUAGGUAACGGAAUAAGUACACUUAAGAUUGCUGGCUAAGUCAUGGUACAGUAUAAAAGUACUAUAUCUGACCAACUGUAGCCAGUAGAUUGAAAAAAAAAACAACAAUAUCACAAGUCACCCAAUUUCAUAUACUUAACCUUUUGACCGCCAAAGACGGUAAAUCACGUCGUCGACAUUUUGUGCCACUCACGCCGCCGACGUCAUUUGCCGUCCAAACUUAAUUUAUCAAAGACUCUUUAAUAAAUAACUAUAUUUCUUUGUUUGUAUUUGCAUUAUUUUAUUUUGCCCUUCUACUUUAUUGUAUAACUUUAUUACAAUUCAACUAUGAAUAGAAGGUUAAAAAAAACAACAUUAUGUUAUAAUACGACUUACCCAGUAAAUAGCAUAGCUAGCCACGCCAAAAACGGCACUUGACGUCGCCUAGUGAUGUGACCGAGUCAUGGAGGAAUAAUAUUAUUAUAUGAAAGUAACAAUCUCCUAAUAGAAAUCGUUUCGCGCAGUUCCGACAAACACGCUAGCGCCAUCAAUAAUAGAUAUGGCUUAAUCCCAUACAUUUUGUAAUAGGAGUCGUUUUUGCUAAAAUAACUGCUGUUUGUGCUGUUACGGUACUUGUUUUCGUGCUUAAUUUAAACAACUUGGUUUGAAAGACGGUACUGACCUUUUGUGAUAAUGUAACCCCUUAUGCAUUUAUUUUAUUGUAACGAUACUGCAGUUUGCUAAUUAGUAGGUAAUAAUAAUCGACAACGGGUUUGCACAUCUCUGAGUAACGCGCGCUUAUCAGUGUUCCGUGCGCCCAUGACGGCACUUCACGUCCGAUGCCUGACGUCACCACCAAGUAGUGAUGUGGCAUUAUUGAGAGAUUUGAGUGGAAGUUACAAGUACAUUUUGAUAUUUAAAUACGUUAUUUAAAGGUUUUUAGUAGAGCUAAAAGCCAGAAUUAUCUAAUAUUAUAUUGUAAAACACCUGUGUAGUGGUUCUUCUAAUCUAAGUAUGUCAAAAACGAAAUCAGUGAAAAUAUCGAUAUCCUGUUUUGUAAUCACUAUUGUUCUCUAAGGUUUUAUUUUGCUUCAUUGCGGUGUCACGUCGAGUUACGUCAAUGCUUGGCGUUCAAAAGGUUAAUUCGUAUUACAUAUUGUAACAUAACUAAACCCUAUUGUGAAGGCUGUUGGUUUUAGUUAUAAAUCACUGUGUAACCCUGUAAUUAAUAAAUAGUUCAUAAAAUUGUGAUACCUAGUGUUGUACAUGUGAUUAUAAUUUGUGUUCAUGUCUUUAGUAAGACGUUGGUGACCAUGUCUCGGAUAGUUUAUAUACAUUUCUUAAAACUUUAGGAAUGUUUUUUUAACUGGUUAUAUAUAAGUAUGUUUUAUUGUUCUAAUGUUUUUUUGACCAUGAACUACAAUUUUGUAUAUCCUAUUUAGGGAUAUAAAGCAAAUGUUAAAAAUGUAAACUGCAAACACGUGAAAUACCAAUUAGAUCCAUGGAUAUGGAUUAUGGGUUAUUUCCAUUUGUUCCACUGAGCUGAAAAUUCCUAAAGAAUUAUGUUUUAUUUAAACAAAAUAUGUUAGUUCUGUGGAACUCUGCCGAGGUACCCGAGGUGGAUUUAAAGGUUAUUUACAAAACUUGGCCUGCGCGCCCGUUUGCAAACAGUGUCCAAAUCAAUUUGAAGCAUGGUCCUUCUUAGAUUUUUUGUAAUUAAUGGUGCCAGGAUAUUAUAUUUCAUGUUUUUAUUGUUAUGAAUCGCGUACAUUAAGAUUUAUUCAUAGUUUUUAUAUGUAUAUUCUAAUCAUUCUCAUUUAUAUAUAUGCUUAAAAUUUAAUGUUAACUUUUACAUGACAUAACUUAUUAAAAUGGGACUGACU
Cydia strobilella is the source of this 5440-nucleotide messenger RNA. RefSeq names its product etoposide-induced protein 2.4 homolog (gene tank). The coding region runs from base 143 to 1222 and encodes 359 amino acids. Gene Ontology annotation, biological process: macroautophagy. The transcript is spliced from 8 exons. Gene Ontology annotation, cellular component: endoplasmic reticulum. NCBI's taxonomy places the organism in Eukaryota, Metazoa, Arthropoda, Insecta, Lepidoptera, Tortricidae. The record is from RefSeq and is a predicted model, not a curated record.